Erigeron canadensis is the source of this 2942-nucleotide messenger RNA. Its product is annotated as pentatricopeptide repeat-containing protein At2g16880. The coding region runs from base 40 to 2370 and encodes 776 amino acids. NCBI's taxonomy places the organism in Eukaryota, Viridiplantae, Streptophyta, Magnoliopsida, Asterales, Asteraceae. The record is from RefSeq and is a predicted model, not a curated record. Gene Ontology annotation, molecular function: protein binding. The transcript has 3 exons.
AGUAAAAAAACUGUUAGAAAGAAAGAAAAAGAAAAACUGAUGAUGAACACAACAAAAAUAUCAUCAUCUCCAAAACCCCAAUUAAACCCUAAUCUUGAUGAAAUCACACAAACCCUAACAAAAAUCCUCACAAAUCCAACACAAAAUCACACAUCUUUAUCAUCAGAAAUCUCAAAGUUCAUUCCUUUUUUAACCCCAAAAAUCAUCCAAACAAUCAUUUCCUCCAAACCCCUGAGAUCAAACCCCCGAAAUCUUUUAACUUUUUACAAAUUCAGCCAAACCCAUGUCUCAAAUUUCACUAUUUCAUCACUCCCUUCAUUCUUUAUUGUUUUACAAACUCUUUUUGCCCAUAAUAAAUGGUCAGAUGCCAAGUCUUUGCUUGUCGAGUUCAUUGCAGCGGAUAAGGGGCGGAUUCUAUUACGAAAGAUUCUCCGUCCUGGCCGAGACGUGGUUAAACCGUCGAAAGCGCUUUACGAUACAGCAAUUGGGGCUUAUGUGCAAGUGGGGUUUCCUUAUUUUGGCAUGAUUUUGUUUAGAAAGAUGAAAAGGUUGAAGCUUUGCCCGAAUGUGAUUACGUGCAAUACAUUGAUUAACUCGAUGGUAAAACUCUCGAAUUCUCGUUCUAUUUUGUAUUGUAGAGAGGUUUUUAAUGAUGGUGUUAAACUUGGGGUUGUCCCAAAUGUGAAUAUGUUUAAUAUUAUGGUUAAUGGUUAUUGUUUAGAGAAUAAGUUUAGUGAUGCUAGGGAUUUAAUGAUUAAAAUGAAGGAAUUUGAUUGUGUUCCGGAUAAUGUAACAUAUAAUACUUUGUUAAAUGCUUUAUGUAAGAAAGGUAGGUUAAAUGAGGUUAGGGAAUUAUUGUUGGAAAUGAAGAGUCAAGGGUUAUUUCCGAAUCGUCAUACGUAUAAUACUUUAGUUCAUGGGUAUUGUCAAAGAAGAGGGUGUUUGACAGAAGCUACUCAUAUUUUGGAACUAAUGACACAGAAUAACUUUUUGCCCGAUGUUUGGACUUACAACACGUUAAUUAGUGGACUUUGUGAUGAGGGGAAGAUUGAAGAGGCGAUUAGAGUUAUUAAAAAGAUGGAGGAAGCAAAAGUGUUACCGGAUGUGAUUACUUACAAUACGUUGAUUGAUGGUUAUUUUAAGUGGGAAAAUAGUUCUGAGGCGAUAAAGUUGCUUGAUUUGAUGAGUGAAAGAGGAGUAAAGAGAAAUGAGGUUACCUAUAAUAUAUUAAUUAAGUGGUAUUGUAAAGAAGGUGAUUUGGAUAGAGCCAGUGAUACGGUAAAGCAUAUGGAAACUAGUGGAUUUGGCCCUGAUAGUGUAACGUAUAAUACUUUGAUAAAUGGUUAUUCCAAAGCGGGUAAUUUAAGAGAAGCAUUAAAGAUUUUGAAAGAAAUGAGCGGGAGAGGUUUAAAGAUGGAUAGUUUUACGGUUAACACCGUUCUUCAUGCUUUGUGUUUGGAGAAGAAGAUGGAUGAGGCAUAUCAGUUACUUGUAGAUGCUAAAAGGCGGGGUUAUAUUAUUGAUGAAGUAAGCUACGGAACUUUAAUAGUUGGUUACUUUAAGAAUGAAAAUGCUGAUAAGGCUUUAAAGCUUUGGGAUGAGAUGAAGGAGAAAGAGAUUGUUCCUAGUAUUGUUACAUAUAACUCGAUUAUUGGAGGGCUCUGCAAGUCCGGAAAAACCGAUCAAGCAAUGGUCAAGUUGAAUGAACUAAUUGAAAAUGGAUUGUCACCAGAUGAAACCACAUACAAUACGCUUAUUCUCGGGUACUGUUGGGAGGGAAAUGUUGAAAAAGCAUUUCAAUUUCACAAUGACAUGGUUAAGAACAAUUUUAAACCCGAUGUAUACACUUGUAAUAUUCUUCUCCAUGGGCUUUGCAGUAAAGGGUUGGUAGAGAAAGCCUUCACCCUUUUCAACACAUGGAUAACUAAUGGAAAACCUGUAGAUGCAGUAACCUACAAUACAUUAGUAUCAUGUUUGUGUAAAGAGGGGAGAUUUGAAGAUGCCAUGAAUCUUGUUACAGAAAUGAAGAAGCAGAAUUUAGGGCCUGAUAAGUAUACGUAUAACGCUGUUCUUAGUACACUUACUGAUGCUGGAAAGCAUGUGGAGGCAGAGGAAUUGAUGUCAAAGAUGAUUGAGUGGGGUAAUAUACCUGAUGAUGUAAGCUCUGCUGGAGUUCCAGAGGAAUUAGAUACAAGUUCUGUAGCUUAUUCAGAAGAGAUUGACAGGCUAUGCAAAGAAGGAAAAUAUAGGGAUGCAAUGCGUCUUUUUGGAGAAUUGUCAGACACAGGUCUGGCUGUGAAGAAGUCUUCUUGUAUCAGUUUGAUGUGUGCACUCGUCAAGAGAGAAGUGACUAGCGCGAAUGCUAUUUGAUUGCAAAAGUCAAAGAACUUUCACAGUUGAAUAUUUAAGCGAUGGUAUUUGGACCGCUCUCUAGACAUUGGUUCUUGUAGAACAGUCAACCUUUCAAGAGACAGUUCAAAUAUUAAGCUGGUCAUGACACAUAUUGGAAACAUGUUGGUAACUCUUAUUAGAGAGAGAUGCGCGCACACACACACACACACACACGAGAAGUGAGAACAGAUCUAGCUCAGGAAAGUUAAAGCCCCUUUGAUUAUAAGUGCAAUUGCAUUAUUGGUGAAGUCGUUAACCAUGACAUUGACGUGGGUAUUUUUAGGGUUGAGGCAAGACAUGUCAAUGUAUGAUAAAAUGAUAGUUGAAAAAAGCGUUUUAGCAGGUAUGGUGGGACAUUCGUUUGGCAUUGGGGGCAGUAUUUUAUCUAUUCGAUGGUAUUUUUCGUUUAGGAAAACAGGCUAAAGAAAAUUUUCAGUCGUUGAGAAGUAUAUAGAGCCAUUUUGUUUGGUGUUUUUCUUAUAUUGUAAAUUUCAGGUAUGGGUUCCAACCCUUACCUUUUAUGAUUAGGAUAUGCGAUUUAGUUCUGGAAA